UCGCGAACACGUAACAAACAAUAUACUCGACACGGUAUACUACUGUGUAUUACUACGUUAUCCAAGUUAAUCUUAAGCUCGCUUCGUAUUGUAGUAUUUUGAGAAUUUGAAUUUGUUUCUUUUCAAAAUUUUUGUUCUUAACAGAUUGAUAUUUGUUAGAAUUUGAAAAAUGUCCCUUGCAGAACAAUCAGUUUCAGAACAUGAAGUUAUUGUACCACCUAAUUUGCCACUAAUUUUAAAGGAAUUUUGUAAAGCGGCUAUUCGAACUCAACCGUACGAUUUACUUUUAUGGUCCAGUUCGUAUUUUCGAGCAUUGGCCGAUGGAGAAGAACCACCUACGAAAUUAAGAUUGGAAUAUCCACCACCGAAUACAGCUUCCGGUUUGACUCUUGGUUUCCUGAGAAUUUUACUUCGACAAUUUGGAGAUUAUAAUAAAUUUUUACCUGUGGAAACGAUUUUAAGACGAUGGGACUGCUUGUGCUUGGAUCGUCGGGAUUUAAAUUUGAUUUUAAUGAUAGGAAAAUUUCGACGAAAAUGUCAAGUAAAAAAAUUUUUGGCAAUCGCCGUUGGACUUUUAAGUUCAAGUCUCUUUGAAACAAUGCUUAUGAUUUGUGAAUUGUUCACUCAUGAACCUGAAGGUGGAUCUGCUAUGGUUCCUGUUACAUUUUUUUUGGAGAUAUAUGGAUAUCUAGCGGGACUUCGUUGUGAUGGAACUGAAAGAGAUUCUGCCGAUGAAGAUCCAACAGAAUUUAUUAUAUGGGAUUCUGAAUAUUUAGGAAUUCAAGAAAAAAACAAGGAAAAGUUUUUUAUAGAUCGUGCUUGUUCAGUUACGAGCCAAGAUACUGAAGCUGACGUGAAUUUAGAUUUGGAAUUAGUAUCAAGAGAAGAUAUUGAUUCUUCAAGAACUGACAUAACACCACAAUUGAGCGAUAAUUAUAUUAAUUACAAAAAAACAAUUGAAGAUGAAAUAAAACAAGACUUGUAUAGUAAGAGAUCAUUAAGAAUGGAACCUGAGACUUUUGUUAAUGAUGCUGAAUCAAGCAAAAAAAUAGAUUUUAAUGAUGGACAGAAAUUAAAUAAAUGUGAAAAUGUAUCUGCGAAGAAUGCAACUAAUAGCAGUACAUCAGAAGAGAGUUAUAGUAAGAAACAUAGUAUACGAAGUACAGAAGAUAGAAAUGCAAGCGAAAAAAGGAAAAAGAAGGCUUUAGAUCCAAAAAUACUCAAGUACUAUCCCAAUGUUCCUGGUAUUGGACCUCGGCUAUCAGCUGAAGAAGUAGCUAGCGUUGCAAUAUGGUUGAGUGAAUGCGCAAAAAUACAGGAAGGUAUGGUUGGCCCGCGAAAUCUUCGACAUAUGAAUUGUCCUCCUUUAGAUAGGCAACAGACAUCGGACUCAUAAUAAAAUGUAAUAUGAUAUAAUUAAUAUGAAUUUGCAAAAGUUUUUAAAUAUUAAACAUAGAACACAAAUGAAUGCAAUAAUUACAAACACAUCUUAUUUUAUAAAUUAGUUUAUAUUUUAAUUUUAAUAAUUAUUGGAUUAGAAGAUAUUUAUAGUUUGAAUGAAUAUUCUUAUAUAUUCAUUUUUUUUAUCAAUGAAUAUUGAAUGUUAGAAAAGUAGUUAUAUAAAUAGAAAAAUAUAGAAAAAUAAGAAAUAUAUUCAUUUUA
This is a messenger RNA of Apis florea (little honeybee), 1662 nucleotides long. RefSeq lists its product as uncharacterized. The record is from RefSeq and is a predicted model, not a curated record. Lineage: Eukaryota; Metazoa; Arthropoda; Insecta; Hymenoptera; Apidae.